AUGCACCCCAUCGAAGUAAACAUAGACUUAACAGUAUACAAAAAAUCUGACACCAAUCCUGUAAUAUUUCGUAACCUAACUACUGAAACUAUAGAUUGCUACAGAAACUAUAUCCAUAUCUAUACUGACGGAUCAAAAACUGAAACCGGCACGGGAUACGCAGUAAUCACCCCGGAAUCCUCACUUUCAACCAAAUUAGCACCAUAUACAUCAAUUUUUACGGCUGAAGCAACUGCCAUCAACCAUGCUAUAAAAAUCUCUUACAUAAACUCUUAUACAUACACUAUUAUUUUCACUGAUUCAAUGAGCACUUUAGAGGCACUAAGCAGCAUACCAUCGGAUAAUGACAUCCUCCUCCAAAUUCAGGAAACAAACCAUGAAAUCAUAGAAAAGGGCCACAAAAUAAUACUCGUAUGGAUACCGGGACACGUAGGCAUUCCAGGAAAUGAAAAAGCCGACCAGAUAGCAAAACAAGUAGCCAACUCACCAAUUAACUACCAAAAUAUUCCCACCCAAGAGGAUUUAAUCAAAGAAAUCAGAAACAAGUUAAAAUGCCAGUGGGAAUCUGAGUGGAGAAACACAGCUCCACCACACAUCAAAAACAUAGAUGACGCCUUUUUUACAGAAAACACAGCAACUACUUUACUUAGAAAAGAGCAAACUGCUAUAACCCGAAUAAGAAUUGGACACUCCAAAAUCUCCCACUCAUACAUAUUAUCAAAGGAACCCAUCCCAAUAUGCGAACACUGCAACACAACAAUUACAACGGACCACCUAAUCCUUGACUGCCAAAAACACAAUAUUCUUCGCCGUAAACACAAGCUGGAACCUCAACUUAAAGAAAACCUCACCAACAGAAAGCUACACAACCUACUGGGAUUCAUCAAAGAAACAAAAUUAAUUGACAAAAUAUAA
Colletes gigas is the source of this 915-nucleotide messenger RNA. RefSeq lists its product as uncharacterized. Gene Ontology annotation, molecular function: nucleic acid binding; RNA-DNA hybrid ribonuclease activity. The coding region runs from base 1 to 915 and encodes 304 amino acids. Gene Ontology annotation, biological process: DNA replication, removal of RNA primer. The transcript has a single exon. NCBI's taxonomy places the organism in Eukaryota, Metazoa, Arthropoda, Insecta, Hymenoptera, Colletidae. The record is from RefSeq and is a predicted model, not a curated record.